Messenger RNA from Ostrea edulis (European flat oyster), 5189 nucleotides. RefSeq lists its product as uncharacterized. NCBI's taxonomy places the organism in Eukaryota, Metazoa, Mollusca, Bivalvia, Ostreida, Ostreidae. The coding region runs from base 102 to 2156 and encodes 684 amino acids. The transcript has 10 exons. The record is from RefSeq and is a predicted model, not a curated record.
GGUGACCCCGGACCUAAAACAUGCAUAAUGGAAUCCUAGAUUUCCGUUUUAGAAAUAAAUUGUCAGAAAGAUUAUAUUCUAACAUCUAGAAAACGCCCGAAAUGUUGGAUUUAAAACUUUUAAUAAUUGGUUUCAUGAUGAUCGGAAUUACAGUGGCUGGUGAUGGUGUAUCUAACAUACAAAUCAAACAGAUAUCCCAGUACCCUGCCAUAGCUGGCUAUAGCUACUCUUUGUUAUGCAGCGUGGUGACUUCUGGGAAUAUCCCUCAAAUAGACUGGCGUUUUUCUAACGGUACACCGAUUUCUGAAAAUGAAAUGUUCAGGUUGGAAGGUAACGCAACAGAAAUACUUACAAUCAAAACCAUUAAACAGUCUCAUACUGGCUUACAGUUUAUCUGCUCUACCACCGACUUGGAUAAUUCAACCGCGACAAGCCAGAAUUACACCUUGAUUGUUAUUGAUCUUAUAUCUAGCAUAAAAAUCGAAGAGAUAUCCCAGUACCCUGCCAUAGCUGGCCAUAGCUUUUCUUUGUUAUGCAGUGUGAUGUCUUCUGGGAAUAUUCCUCAAAUAGACUGGCGUUUUUCUAACGGUACACCGAUUUCUGAAAAUGAGGUGUUCAGAUUGGAAGGUAAUGCAACAAAAAUACUUGCAAUCAAAACCGUCAAACAGUCUCAUACUGGCUUACAGUUUAUCUGCUCUACCACCGACUUGGAUAAUUCAACCGUGACAAGCCAGAAUUACACCUUGAUUGUUAUUGCUGCCCCCGAGAUUCAGUUUACUGAGGAUUUAGUUUACACACAGACAGGGAAAUCCUUCUAUAAGGACUGUGUAGCCUUGGGGUAUCCCUUUCCUGUGGUCGAGUGGUAUCAAAUCAACAAAGAGGUACCGCAAAUGAAAAUCUCUGUCUCUCACUCCCGCCUAGUUGUCCAAAACAUCGUCCCAGGGCUCCACGAAAACUACACAUGCAAAGCCUCAGUUUCUUCCGGAGACUUUGUUUUAUGGACAAAUAAAACGUUUACUCUCAUAUCUUAUGGUGUCCGAUUCCCGGAUGAGGAAUUUACUGACACUGCGGAGUACAAAUAUACCAUCUUUGCGAUGGUUAUUUUGGGGUGUGUUUUAAUGCUACUGGUGCUGACGGUUAUUUCUUGUAGAAAUGCAAAGAACGGUAACAGAGCCAGAGAGAAAAUCAAAAAGACUGGAGGAGAGCAAGACAAAACUAACAAAUUCAAGAAUGAAAAGGACGGAAAAUGUUCUGGUAUUGGAAAAAAGACUAAACCAGAGCGGUACAUACAAUUACAAAAAGAAAACCUACCCGAUCCAGCAGUGUAUGAUGAAAUUAGAACGGGAACUACAGUGAAUAAUAAACCAAUACCUGAACUUCCGACGGAAGGUAUUACUAAAACUAAGAAGAAUAUACCGAUACCUGAACUUCCGAAAGAAGGUAGCAAAAUGACGAAAACAAACAGUGAACCUUCACCGAGUACUUUGAACAACACGAUAAUGCCUAAUGAUGCAUAUGAUAUGCCAAUGGGACAAAGCCUAGAAAAUCUUGAGGAACUAUCGAAAAAGCAGUCAUAUAUCUAUGAAGACAUUAAGAUUGGAACAUCAUUUGAAAAAUCACCAAAAAUCACUCUAAAUGAUCCAAUGAUGAAAAUAUCCAGUGCAAUCUCAUAUUCAAAGAGAAAAACCUUAAAUACAAGCUCGGAUUCAGAUGCGAAAGCUCUCAUUUCAAGCUCAGAUUCAAAGAUGAAAAAACCCAAUUUAAACUCAGACCCACAAAUGAAAGUUCCCCAUGCAAGCUCAGAUGCACGGAUGAAAGCUGCUAUUGAAUGCUCAGAUUCAGAGAUGAAAGUUCCGCGUGCAAGCUCAGAUCCACGGAUGAAAGCUGCUAUUGAAUGCUCAGAUUCAGAGAUGAAAGUUCCGCGUGCAAGCUCAGAUCCACGGAUGAAAGCUGCUAUUGAAUGCUCAGAUUCAGAGAUGAAAGUUCCGCGUGCAAGCUCAGAUCCACGGAUGAAAGCUGCUAUUGAAUGCUCAGAUUCAGAGAUGAAAGUUCCCCGUGCAAGCUCUUAUUUAGAGACACCUAACAACACCGAGACGCAGCAUGGAGACAGAAAACUUGAAAGCAAUCGUGACCCUGAAAGCAUCUAUCACCUUUGAUACUGCUGAUCGUUGCUAUUUGUAGAAGCCUGAUUUGCGGUCAGAAUACAUGUACAGGGUUACAUGUAAUUUCUAAAUGUCGAACUCUACUUUUUUCAUCUUUCAAUACAAAGUACAUAAACAAUCAUAACAGAGCAUUUAAAUAACUGCAGCGCUUCCAUACAUCAAUGAGAUUACAGAAAGGAAAGAUUGAUUCUAGGGAAACAAGUGCCCUCCCUGAUAUUAAAGAUUGAUCAAAUAUGUUUCCAUAAUAUGUUUUUAAAUUACUAACAGUAUAGGUUAACUCAGAUAUGCGAUACCUUUGUUCGUCUCUUUGUUUCAUGAGAUUGAACCUGCCAGGAUCAUGAAAUUAAACGCUAAAAAACCAGUUAAAACCGAAUAACCUGUCAAUCUCGGAAGACUCUGAAUUUGCGCUAUGGUUAUUUUGUGUUGCAACAUCGAUAGUAGCCGAUCAGACCAAUACCGAAGUGACUGUCCUUCCACCAAUGGACACGUGCAGUCUGGUGCUAGUCUUAUCAUCUGACUCCUGCCCUUUAGGUUUUCCUUUCUUUUUGCACAGUUAAAGUAUCUUUAAACUUGGAGAGACCUUCCUGCACUGUCUCCAAUCCAAUCGUUCUAAGACAGCAUCCUCCCAGAUGUUCGGAUUGAUGCGCAAAUCUUUCAAGUUUCUCAUGCGCAAGGCUUUCAGGUUUCUCUUGCACACGUCUUUAUAGCGCAGUUGGGAUUUGCCUGUGGAUCGUUUUCCCGGGUUCAUGGGUAGAGAAGAUCCUUUGGAAUUUGACCGUCCUCCAUUCACACUACGUGACCAAGACAACGCAGUCAGUUUUGUUCAGGAUUCUGUCUUACCAGGAGGUUAAGGAGGCGUCUAAGACAGUGCAUACUGUGGAAUCGUUAGAAUUCGUGGUGGCUCAAUUUUCGUGGAAUUCGUGGGUACCCCUCACCCACGAAUUUACGUCCUCAACGAAUAAAGACAUUCCAGAGUUAUCUUUCUUACAAAUAUAAAAAUCCAUGAAAUUACGUCCCCACGAACUCGUAAAAAUUCAGCAAUCCACGAAAAUUGGCCCCCACGAAUUUAAAUGAUUCUACAGUAUGGAAGGCGUUCUUCCUUUCAUGUCGGACACGCAUGACUUGCUAUAUAGUAAAGUGAUGACAACACAAGCCCUGCACAUUAUGAUCCGCUCCUCUACAAAAUUGUUAUGUUUUAAAACCGUGCAACAGAGCCAUUGACAUUAAAGCUGUAUGACCCGAUGUUCAUGUCUUAUUUUUGUACAUAAUUACUUUAAAUAAAGCAGGUUAAUUACUUUAUAAAGUCAUUAACUUUCCUAUAAUUACAUGCUCGAAAACAUCUGCAUGUAAAAGAAAACAGUGAGAAUAUUAUUUAGGAAAUAAAUAUAGUGUGGUACAUAUAUAAAUCAUCCGGAAAACCUCGGGCCUUUCAACUGAAACACGGUGUUUUCGGUGAAAGGCCUGAGGUGUUCCAGAUAACGCAUAAAUUAUACAGUGUUAAACGUCUAUAAGUAGACCCACUCGCGUCAGGGGAAUCCCAACAUGAUGUAUUAACUCAUACGCAACUGUCUAAUUUUAUGGCUGAAAGAUCGUAAAACAACGAAUUACUAAGAGGUAUUUGAUAUUUUUAUUUCUAUUAAACUUAUGGCACGGUACUAUUGUUACAAAAUACACAGCUUUACACAGAUAAGAACACCGGUGAUCUGAAAGUUUGAACUGGUCACGUGACUGUCACUUGAAAUGGCAGAAUGACGCGGUUAUUUGUAAACAUCGAUUUAAAAUCAAAUAAUUUUGGUUAAAACAGGUGAAAUAAUGUAUGAUAUGUCAUACAGCCUCAUAACUACAUACGUACGAUGAUUUAAUAGCGUUUUUACCAGAUGGGGAAAAAAAUUUGUAAUUCGGACCAUACAGCUUCAAAGAGGUGUAUAUAUUGCAAAUGUAUCAUAUCUUGCUUUUUGAAAGACAAUCACAGAACAUUUUAUUAAAUCAUAUACAUAUAUGUGAACUAAUAGUCGAUAGAUACUGUGUUAUUGUAGCCUUCUUCUCGUUCUUGUCAUUUAUAUAUACUAAACAUCAUAUACUGCCAGAUAUUGUUCUUUUUAGCUCACCUGAGCCUAACGCUCAAGUGAGCUUUUCUGAUCGAUAUUUGUCCGAUGUCCGUCGUCGUCUUUGUCGUCGUCGUCGUUGUCGUAAACUUUUCACAUUUUCAUCAUCACUGGGCCAAUUUCAACCAAAUUUGGCACAAAGCAUCAAUGGGUGAAGAGGGCUUUCAAGUUUGUUCAAAUGAAAGACCAUGUUCCUUUCAAAGGGGAGAUAAUUACAAAAAUGUCAAAAUAGGGUGGGGUCAUUUAGAACCACUGGACCAGAGGAGCUGAAAUUUACAUGAAAGCUUCCUGACAUAGUGCAGACUGAACUUUGUUAAAAUCAUGGCCCCAAGGGGUAGGUUGGGGCCACAAUAGGGGAUCCAAGUUUUACAUGGGAAUAAAUAGGGGAAAUCUUUAAAAAUCUUCUUCUCAAGAACCAGUGGGCCAGAAGAGCUGAGAUUUGCAAGAAGGCUUCCUGACAUAGUGAAGAUUCAAGUUUGUUAAAAUCAUGGCCCCAGGGGUAGGAUGGAGCCAUAAUAGGGGAUCAAAGUUUUACAUGCAAAUAUAUAGGGAAAAUCUUCUUCUCAAGAACCACUGGACUAGGAAAGUACAAAUUGACGUGAAAGUUUCCUGACAUAAUGCAGAUUCAAGUUUGUUCAAAUCAUUGCCCCCGGGGGUAGGAUGGGGCCACAAUAGGGGAUCAAAGUUUUACAUGCAAAUAUAUAGGGAAAAUCAUUAAAAAUCUUCUCAAGAACCACUGGGCCAGCAAGAACAAAUUUACAUGAAAGCGACCUGACAUUGUGCAGACUCAAGAAAAUAUUUAGAUAUGGGACAAGGUGACUCAGGUGAGCUAUGUGCCCCAUGGGCCUCUUGUUUAGUACUUUAGUUGUAUUUAAACAUUGUCUAAUAUCGGCAUUCUCUUGAUUAAAGAUUUCAGAGGCUA